GUUACCUCGAAGGAUACUGGAUCGUACCGAAGCUGCGCACACAUCUCAAUGAAACAGACAAAUCCUUGGAACUGGAUUUAUAAACAGUCUGAUAUAUAACACUUUUGGAACACUUAAUCAACUCAAGGACUGCUUUUGACGAGCAGAAUGAAAGCACGUGCCCCACCUCCGCCACAGGCCCCUCAGCCCGCCCCACGCCACAUCUUCAGAAACGCUGAUGAAGGAGGCAUGGAGGCCAAGGAGAACGUGCUAGGACCCAUGGUGGAUUUCAAGUUAACUCUGCCACAUGGAUACCAGACUUCUGUAACAGAGGAAGGCAGUAAGGCGCUGAUGGACCUGCUGGUCGAGCUCUGUAGCCGCUACCACCUGAACCCGGCACUGCACACACUAGAGCUGCUGUCACCCGAGGGUCACCCUCUGGGGUUCAAGCCCAACGCCUUCCUGGGCUCCCUCAACGUGGCCUGUGUCCUCAUCAAGGAGAAAGUCUGGGAGGAGAAAGUGGCACGCAGACCGGCACCUAAAGUGCCAGAGAAAACAGUGCGUUUGAUGGUGAACUACCACGGCAGCCAGAAGGCAGUGGUACGGGUCAACCCGUUGGUUCCACUCCAGGCUCUGACACCAGUCAUCUGUGAUAAGUGUGAGUUUGACCCUGCUCAUGUCCUGCUCCUGAGGGACGGCAUCAGUCGCCACGAGUUACCGCUGGAUAAAUCUCUGACAGAGCUGGGGAUAAAGGAGCUCUACGUACACGAUCAAACGCUAGUUCUCCUGCGUAAAAUGGCCUCUGCUCCUGUUCUAAACUACUCAGACUCCAUUCGCUCCAGUACCACCAGUUUGGGCAGAGCAGAGAAGAAAGGCCUCCUGGGUAUCUUCCAGUUCGGCAGGAGGAAAUCCAAGACGGAGGAAACAUCUGUGGACAUGGAUGACUGUGAUGAUAAAGUAAUUCAAAAUACUGACACACAACCCAAUGGAGGGUCCAGGGUCUCCAGUGUAGAAGAUCGGUCCAUCACCUUGGCCCAGUCUCAGUCAGUAGCAAAUAUGUCCAGGAUGGCUGAAAUGAAGAAGAGACGGGCUCCAGCACCGCCGGAGGCCCCAACACCCAUCAUGGGACAUGCUGGCUUUGAUGGCUAUCAGAUGGGACUUGGCUCAGAAAGCCAGCAGAGGAAAAGAAAGGCUCCAGCACCUCCUCCCACCCCAGCUUCGAUCUCUGAUGACACUUCAGACUCUGCUGCUCCCACUCCUGACAUUUACACCACUGAAACACCUACCCCAGCCUUCCGCACCAAGGUGGCAGAGUCCGCUCCAGUGUCUUCUACCACUGUGAUAGUGCACACAAUAAAACCAGUCCCCUUGAAAACAGUAGCACAACCGGCCAUCCCCACCACCAGUUCCCCAACCCCAAGUAGCAGCACCACUGACAGCCUGGCCACACAAGAUUCCAGCUCUGAACUCAGCCACAGUCUUGAUGACUCAGACGCUGACCUGGACCAGGCCGGUUCCAGUUGCAGCACACUCACCAGCAGCACAGCGAGCGGGUCUGUGCGAAUGCAGCCUGCAAAGAAAAGCCCCAGCAGCAGGAUGGAGGAAUCAGAGAGGUCGAGUAGCAUGGCUGUCAAAUCCAAUCAAGAGGGGGCCUCAGUCAGCAGCUCCAGGUCGGAGACCGAGUCGGCUCACAACCUGAAACUGGAUGAAGUCGAGAGCAACAGACACAGUGCAAUGGGAACCAUCGAUCAAGCAGCGCCACCCAAACCCCGUCGUUCCCCGGCCCUGGCACUGGCACAGCGCACCCCCUCCACUCCUCCCCCGCCCUCCCCUCCCACUGAGCUCACAGAAAAUCACUCCCCAGAGAAUCCCAUGGUGAUGGAGGAAGCAGCUCCCCAGUCCUGGCUCCACUCCAUGCGGAGCUCUGCAGCCAGUGGCCAGAGAGCAGAGACUGAAACACCUGAGGAGGAAACUGUGUCACUGGGCAGCAGCAGCGGUGGCAGCAGCCUGCCUGACCAGGGUUACGCCGCUUCAGAGGGCAUGGCAGAGGGCGAGGAUUCGGGCAUGGUCAGCUCUCCGUCCGACACUCAACCCACAUCCCCAGAUGGGAGUUUGUCUCUGGAUGGAAGUAGCGGAGCAGGCGGAGGAGAGAGACUGCUGGGACCAGCACGGGACAACUCCAGUGACAGUGACGAGGGCUGUGCCACCUGGGGAUCAAGACACAGACACUGUGACAUCAGCGGCCAGGAAAAGUCAAGCAAAUUAAAAGACAGCUAUGACGAUGACCCAAAGCUCACAGCCCAGCUCCAUCGGACUUUGGCAGACUUUGAAGCAAACAUUGCCGAACAAAUAGAUAUUGUCUCAGUGAAAGAGACUCCCUAUACCAUGUCUUUGGACAGCAAUGAUGUGCCAGUGUCUGUAGUGGACAUGGAUGUGCCAGUCACAGCCAUAGAUGAAGUCCUGGAGGAAUACGAACGUGAAAUUGCGGAAAAUGAGGCAAAGUCCCUCACCAGGACAAAGUCAUCUAGCAGCAAAGGUUUAGGUUUAUGUCAACAAUCCAGUACAGAGCCACAGAACAAAAACAACAAUGCUUGCACAGCUGCUGAAAGUAAUAAAAGCAGCAGUGCAAAUACUAAGCAGACAUCUCAACCCAAGCAGCACAGGAAGGCAGCUGAGAGCAAGUCUUUAGGUGAUACACACAAUCAGAAGAUAAUAGAGAUGAAAAUUAAAGACGCAACUAUCGCCAAUGCCUACAGUGCGAAAGAGGAUAAACAAAGAACAACAUCAGCGGUCAAAUCUGAUGUCGAGGUGCAGAAACCAAGCAAGAGCACAGAUAUCAAACCUGAUCCUGUCAAAAGCAACGCUCAGUCUUUUCAAGAGAAGAAACCUGUUCAACCACCAUCCAGUCAGAGAUCAGCGUCGACAGAAAGAGUUGAACAGAUGCACAGAGUUUUUCCAAAUAACUCCAGCUCUAGCAGUUCACAGGGUAAAAUCACUCGCAACGUCACAUCGCGCUUCGGCAUGAAAACUUUCACUGUGGUCCCUCCAAAACCUUCCGUCAUGCAUUCCGCUACAGGAAAUUCAGCUGACACAUCAAUUGCAGGCCCCAUUAAGAUUGACGAUCAAGGAAACAUGAUGAAAAUGGGUAUUUCCCUGAGCAAAGUUGGUGGUUCGUCUGAGUCAGGGAUCAAUGCCUCAAUUCCUGAAUCUCCUCUUCUUGGAAAAGCCAAAGCUUUUUGGAGCUCAAAUGAGAGACAAGAAAGUCCUGUGUCCCAAAACAAAGGUCAGAUUAAUAAAGCUAAGGACAACACUCCAUUGUCGAUUUCAGACAGUACAUGGAAGACCAGUAACACUGAGCACCUGCAAAGAACAAAAAGUAUACCAUAUAAACCUGCAGAGAAACUCCAGCCUAAAGAGAGGGUCAAAGAAGAAGUUAAAAAACCAGUGAAAGACAUCCACGUUGCUAAGGAGGUAGAGAUGGAGAACAAGAUUUCAGUGUCCAAAAACAUUCAGCAGCCAAGUAAUAAACCUGUCCUUCCUGCUCCACUCCUUCCAGACCCGAGAAGAGACCUGUUAUUCCUCAAACCAUCCAGGCGAACUUCAAGUCAUUAUGUGGCAUCUGCCAUCAAUAAAUACACCCCAAAGACCUCAGCUAAACCUAACUCCAUUCCCAACAUCCCUGAAUCCUCUGUGAAAGCACAGGCUGUCGGCUUCCAGAGAUUCGGUCGCUCCAUACAAGUGAAUCCACACCAGUCCUCCCAGUCAUCUUUGUCAGAGAAUAAGGAGAACGACUCUGCUUCUAAACCUAACCCUUCUGGUCCCAAGAGGUCUAUGAGCUUCCCAGAGUAUGUGUCGGGGAGCCAGAGAGAUUUUGGAGAAGUGAGGCCAGACAGGGGAGGAUUUGGAAGUUGCGUUGGACCCACCAAAGGAAGCUCUAACACGCUGGAAAGAGAAACGGCCAAGAAUCAGCACAUUCAGUCUAGUGGCCCCACCCAAAUAAACGUGACCACCAACAAUGACAGAGACGAUAUUAAACGCAUUCAGCCAAGAAGCCCCAGCCUUGCACAAAGCAGUCCUCCGCACUCAUCUGCCAAACCACCCACAGCCGCCAAGACCAGUAUCCCAAGUAGCACUAAAGACAUGACCAAGGCAGCCCCCCAUCUAAUGCAUGACGCGAGACCGCAGCCUUCUGUCACAGUGUCAGACAGUGUCGAUGCACCACAGCCGGUGACGCUGUUUGGUCCAGUUAAAAAGUUCAGACCAGUGAUCAGCAGAUCUGUGGAGAGGGAGACGUCUGUGCACAGCAGCCUGAUGGAGGCAAUCCAGACAGGGGGAGGCAGGGACAGGCUCAAGAAGAUAUCCAACUCUGCAUCCAGCUGCACAAACAAAGGAUCUUAUGUUGAGGAGGAGAAUGAGAGGUCCGCUCUUCUGGCCGCUAUUAGAGCCCAAAGCCCCUCCGGCAGGCUGAGGAAGACAAAAUCUGAGGCUGCAGAUGAACUCGACAACUUCAGGAAGCUGGUCUCUGUGAAGGAGAGAGGAAUAGACCCUCCCUCUUCUCCCUCUCCUCCCUCUUUGACUUCCCCUUCACCCCCUGUCUUCUCCUUGCCACCACCACCACCACCUGCGCUCAUGGUUGCACCCCCUCCUCCUCCGCCUGUCUUGCCCCAGGGUAAGCUGAGCGCUGUGGCAAAUCCAAGCAGUAACACCCCUAUGGACCCUGCCACGACCAGGGAGGCAAUGCUGCAGGCCAUUCGCUCUGGAUCUGCUGCAGAGAGGCUAAAAAAGGUGGCUGUGCCCAAAAACACCAUCCAUGUGAAUGGGAGACUGGGAACGAUCCAAGCAACCUCCGCAGCCCUCCCAUAGCAAUGAGAGGGGAAGCCCACGCCACCGCAACGAGGAAUCAUUUAUCAAAUUUCAUUUUUGGAUUUUGCUUUUUUUUCACUUUGUGCUUUUGCAACAGACAUUUGGAAAACUGGAUUGAGUCAUAUUUUGAGUGAAUGUUAUUAUUAUUAUUAUUUGAACCUUACAUCUCUCACCACCAGUCUUGGGCCUUAUGCCUUUAAAGGAGCUUUGAAGCAGUAAGAGUUAUUAUCUCUUCUUUCAUCCACUUCAUUUCCUCCUGUAAGGGGAAUACUACUCUGUUAGUCGCCAAACACCUGUAACAUCUGUCUGAUAAAGGUGUGGUAUAGGUGAAAGGUUUGCUGUCAAGGUUAUCCAUAAUAUUCUUUUUCUCAGCUUCUAACAACAGCUCGCUGGAGGAUGCUUGUGUUCAUCCACAUAUCAUAGUGUUGUUCCUACACAUAUCUUGCCAUCUGUACUUGAAUUCAGUAGUUUGAACUGGAACGUUGUACAAAACGUGUGCCAAUGUAAGCACAUUUAAGUUGUUGAUGCUAUUUUCAGAUAUUUUUAUUUUAUUUUAUUUGCUUUUACCACAGUAAGUUGUGGAUGCCUUAAACUGUUGCUCAGUGUUAUGUAUAUUAUGUUUGCUGUAAAAGAAAAAUCCUUGAAGGGUGCAAUAAGUUGGAUCUGAUGAUGUUUCCACGCUUGGACUACUUAAUAUUUGUUCAAAAAAAUAAGACUAAUGAAAUCUUAAGGACACUUGUGAAUAUAACGGAUAGAUCCAUAUAUUACAUGCAUAUUAUUUUACUCCGAUUUGGUCUAUGAUGCCAACUUUUACAGUUCUUGGCUCUGAGGAGUACGAUGAGGGCUGACUAGUUCAUUAUGCUCCUGUUUCAGCUUCUAACUGUCACUUGCUGCUGUUUAUGAUUUAAAAACAUUGUCUAACAUGGUCUGUACCCUGCAGAUACAUAUAUUUGUAUCAGUGCAAUAUGAUUGACCAUGCCUUCUUCAUUUUUGAUAUAUUACUUACUUAGAUGAGGCUUUUGAUAGUUUUGAAGCACAGUUUUUGAAGUAUGUCGUUGGUGGAUGCCACAAUGAGCAAAGAGAUUUGUUUUUGUUUUUUUCCGAUUAAUCAACCAGUCACCACCAAUGUGUAAAGGCUAUAUAAUGCAAAAAAAGAAGUUGUAGAUAAGCAGAUGUUAUCUAUGGCCUUGUUUAGGCAAAUGUUAGUGCAUUUCAUUCUGGUCCUCUGUAGGAAGUUUACAGUGUGGAGUCACUGUGUCUCAUAGAGGGAGAGUGCACCAUUACCAUUAAAUGGUAUAGUUGUGGAUAAAGUCGGAUGUUCACGCUGAAUCUUUAGAAUGUAGAAAAACCUAGAGCGUCCGUGUUCAGGUGUAAACGCUUUUUGCUGCUCAGUAAAGGAAGCUGAAAUUAUCUAUGUAAGAUUUAUUUUAAUUUAUGCUGUUUCAACUUUAAAAAAACCUUUCUUUACUGUUUUAUGUUUUAUCUUGAGAGUGAAAACCAUGAGAGCUUUUUGAUGCUUUUUUCUUUCUCUUACUAGAAAGAGUUGUUUAAUUUCCACUAGAUGGUUUCAUCUACACACAAUAGCCUACAGCACAUUGUAGCAUUGUAUAUUUGUAAACUUUAAAGAUGGAUGAUCGUUGUGAUAGAUUUGUUUAAAAUCUUUGAUAGAGAGCCACGAUAGCACAAACAUUUUAUAAGCUAUUGCUUUUUGAGUUGUAAUUGCACAUUUGUUUUUUGUUUUUUUUCAGAAGGCUGCACACGUUAUUUUUGUCUACCUAAUUUUUGAUUCAAUAAAUAAUUUUGUAAUCAA
This is a messenger RNA of Paralichthys olivaceus (Japanese flounder), 6652 nucleotides long. NCBI's taxonomy places the organism in Eukaryota, Metazoa, Chordata, Actinopteri, Pleuronectiformes, Paralichthyidae. The record is from RefSeq and is a predicted model, not a curated record.